Messenger RNA from Camellia sinensis, 639 nucleotides. The record is from RefSeq and is a predicted model, not a curated record. Lineage: Eukaryota; Viridiplantae; Streptophyta; Magnoliopsida; Ericales; Theaceae.
AUGGAGGAGAUCAGCCAUUGCCAAAAAUCUAGAUGCUUGUGGUUGAAGGAUGGGGAUCGAAACAUAAGGUUCUUUCACCGUAUGGCUAAUGUGCAUAGACGGGUGAAUCAGGUGAGGAAGAUACGGGUAAAUGAGGUGGAGUUUUCAUCAGCAAAAGAGAUUAGAGGGGCUAUAGUGGGCUUCUAUGAGCAUCUCUUUCGGCUGGAUAGGGAUAUUUGGAGGCCGCGGUUCGAUGGGGUUAUGUUUGAUGCCAUCUCUGAGAUGGAUUGCACUAUGCUGGAGAGGGUAUUCACGAAAGAAGAGGUGUUUGCAGCGCUACAGAGUAUGCCUGGAGAUAAGUUUGAGGAGAGUUUGAGCGCCACUUUUAUAGUGCUGAUCCCAAAGAAGGAUAGGGCAGGGGAUAUUCGGGACUUUCGACUGAUCAGUUUUUUGAGGAGUAUGUAUAAGUUGUUGGCAAAUCGGCUUCGAGGGGUGUUGGAGGGGGUGGUUUCGGAGUCUUCGAAUGCUUUUGUAGAUAGUAGGCAAAUCUUGGAUGUGGUCUUGGUAGCCAAUGAGUGUGUGGAUUCGAGGUUGAGGCAAGAAAAAGAGGGAGUCAUUUGCAAAUUAGAUAUUGAGAAGGCAUAUGACAAUGUUAACUAG